CAUUAAUCGAUCAUUUUGUAACCAAAUCGGUUAUUUUUGUAACCAGUAAUUAAAACUGAUUGUGUUUUCUAUUAUCAAUUCAAUUGCCAUUUUUAACGUUAUGUUACAAAAUGACAGACGCCCAAUCCCCCCAUUGUAUUGAAUUUGGAGAUGAAAAAACAACAUUGGCGUUUCGGAAUAUCCGGUCACCAAGAUGAUACUGUAUGAAAUAAAAGUUACAAAUCUUGCUGGGCUUAAUCUAUACUAUAUCGGGACGAACACUGUUCCAGUAUUUGUAUGUACUUUGCCUUGCAAGAUAAUGAAAAUCAAUCCAUAAAUGGCAGGAUAUAUUUGAUGGUAAGUUACUUUUCUACCAUAUAGCAAUUCAUACAGUACAUUGUGAUAUUUUCAACAUUUUGGUUAUACAGCUUGCAACAAAAUGGCAGUUCGGGAGUAUCGUGAGCGAAUUGACAUUGCACAGUUGACCAAUGAUGAUCUGUACAAGAGAUAUCGUGUGAACCAUGCCACAUUGGCAUAUAUAAUUGCCCAGCUGGAUGCUGCCUUAGCCCCCAAUACUGACAGGAGCCACAGCCUUUCUACUGGCUACAAGGUCUUGAUCACACUGAGGUACCUGGCUACCGGUGUGAUACAGCUCAACACCGGUGAUCUGCACUCUGUAGCUCAAUCAAGUGUUUCGAGAGCAGUAUCUCAAACACUUGAUGCACUGAGCUCCCAAAAUGUUGUGAGGAGACACAUUAGAUUCCCAACAACCAUUGAGUCAUUAAACAGGAAUAAACAAGGAUUUUUUCAUAUUGCUAGAUUCCCAAAUGUGAUCGGUGUCAUAGAUGGGACUCAUGUACAGAUCCAGGCACCAUCUAUUGAUGAACCCAUGUACGUGAACAGAAUGGGUUACCAUUCCAUCAACACACAGGUAAUGUUUCUUAAAAUUGUGAAAUAUGUCACAAAGUGAAUCGUAUGUUGUAAACCAUUGUGUUUUUAACAGAUUGUGUAUUCCCCAUAUGAAAAGACAUUGUGCAUUGUGAUAAAACUCUUUUAUUGUUUGACUUUCUUUUUGCACACACUGCCAUUUAAUUGUAUUAUUGUUGAUUUUAACCCUUUUAUUGUUUGACUUUCUUAAUGCACACAGUGUCAUUUAAUUGAAGUAUUGUUGAUUUUAUUAGCAAGGCUGUUUUCCGAGAAAACCCGAGCUAUUGUCAUAGCCAGCUCGCCGUCCGCCGUCCACCCUAGGCGUCGUGCUAAAAC
Dreissena polymorpha is the source of this 1242-nucleotide messenger RNA. RefSeq names its product putative nuclease HARBI1. NCBI's taxonomy places the organism in Eukaryota, Metazoa, Mollusca, Bivalvia, Myida, Dreissenidae. The transcript is spliced from 2 exons. The record is from RefSeq and is a predicted model, not a curated record. Bases 419 to 949 code for a protein of 176 amino acids.